Eruca vesicaria subsp. sativa (arugula) is the source of this 1164-nucleotide messenger RNA. The record is from the annotation of a GenBank genome assembly. Lineage: Eukaryota; Viridiplantae; Streptophyta; Magnoliopsida; Brassicales; Brassicaceae.
AUGGCUGAAACGCCGGUGGCAUCUCCUAUCAACAACGGAUCUGUUGUUCCCGCUCCGCUUCUUCUGUCGGAUUCGGCGGCUAAAGACGUGAUGAUCACAUGGUUUCGCGGCGAGUUUGCGGCGGCGAACGCCAUAAUCGACGAGCUGUGCAGCCACUUAAUGCAGGUGAGCGGAACAGCGGGGGAGGAAUACGAGGGAGUGAUGGCGGCGAUUCAUAGGCGGAGGAUGAACUGGAUCCCAUUGCUCCAGAUGCAGAAAUACCAUCCUAUCUCCCAAGUUACUCUCCAGCUUCAAACCGCCACGGCUGCCAAGAUCAACAUCAACAAACUCAUCACAGAUUCAAUCCUCGACGAUGAUUCUCCCACUAGCGACAUCACUGAUUCCGGAUCUCGAGAAGAAGAGCGUGUGGAGGAGGAAGCCAUGACAAUAUGUUGCAAGCACGAGGAAGAAUGUGAAUCUCUAGCUUCUUCACUCAUCAAACAGUCCAAGCGUUUCUCGGCCAAGGAACAUGUUCGAGGACAUACGGCAAGUUCAAAACCAAACACAAUCCUCUUCUUUACUCUCCACCGUUUUGGGACCGUGGGAGACUAUGAUACCAAGCUCAUUGCUUAUAAUCUGAGUUUCCCAAAUGCAGGGGAGACGUUUGUUCUGUUCAACAAGAACACGAAAGGGACCAAAAGAGAGCUUAUUCAGCUUGGAAUUCCGAUUUUUGGGAACACCACCGAUGAACACUCUGUGGCACCUAUCCCAACCCUUCUUGAAAGUGUGAUUGAUCAUCUUCUUCAGUGGCGUUUGAUUCCUGAGUACAAACGACCCAAUGGCUGUGUGAUCAACUUCUUUGAUGAGAUCGUUGCUGGUGAUGAGAGUAAUAAGGCCCAACCGCCGCUAACCAUGAACCGUGUCACCCUGUGGCGGCAAGGCACUCCAGCUCCCCCGGUUUUAAACCCAUUCGGCAUGGUCAGAGCUCCGUUGAUGAUGCUAGCUCCGGCUCCCAAGAGGCUAGACGCUGGCACUGGAGUAUUCUUGCCGUGGACACCGCCAGUGUCAAGAAAACCAACAAAGCAUCUCCCACCGCGCGUCCAGAGGCUGCGUCUCCUAUCAUCAGCUGCAAAGUCGGUGGCAGAUCGUGAAGCCUCAUCAUCACCGGAUAUCGGAGUGAGCUGA